UCUUGCUCUUCUCCCUCCUCCUCGCGGGUGGAAUUCUUUGUUUACCUCUCCCUGCCGCAAACAUGGCCGAGUACGACCUGACGUCGAAGCUUGGUCCUUAUUUGGACCGGCACCUCGUCUUUCCUUUGAUGGAAUUUUUAUCCGUGAAAGCGAUAUAUGAUGUGACGGACCUGCUGCGUGCCAAGUUAGAACUGCUGACAUACACAAAUAUGGUGGAUUUUGCCACUGAUGUCCAAAAAACGCUUUACCCUGAUCAGCCUAUUCCUGAUGAACUUCCAGAACGCAGAUUAGCUGUCGUUUCAGAUUUAAAACGUCUCCAGAAUGAAACUGAACCUAUUUUCAAAAUAUUCAGUGACAGCGAAGUACAGAAACAGCUGCAAACAUCUCGAGAUCAUCGAACACUGAUGCAAUUCCUUAUAGACAAUCAUGAUUUCCGCCCAGAGAUGUUAGACACACUGUAUGCCUUUGCAAAGUUUCAAUACGAGUGUGGCAACUAUUCUGGGGCGGCUGAUUAUCUAUAUCUUCACCGUGGUCUUGUACCUGUCAGUGACAAGAACUUUCUGAAUGGUUUAUGGGGAAAGUUGGCUUCUGAAAUUUUGACGCAGAAUUGGGAAAAUGCUCUCGAGGACCUGAAUCGUUUGAAGGAAUUCAUUGAGAGCAAUCUCACCACCUCUCCCCUGCAAGCACUUCAGCAACGUACUUGGCUUAUUCACUGGUCUCUUUUUGUAUUCUUCAAUCAUAACAAAGGGCGGGAAUUGAUCAUCGAGAUGUUUUUGUACCAGCAGCCAUAUUUGAAUGCUCUUCAGACUAUGUGUCCUCAUGUUUUGAGAUAUUUGGCAACUGCAGUUGUUAUAAACAAGAACAGCAGAAGGGCUGCUAUGAAGGACUUGGUUCGGGUCAUUCAGCAAGAGAAUUACACUUACAAAGAUCCAAUCACUGAGUUCUUGGCCCAUCUGUAUGUUGAUUUUGACUUUGAUGCAGCCCAGGAAAAACUACAGCAGUGUGCAACAGUUUUAGAAAAUGAUUUCUUCUUGGUAGCAUGUCAAAAUGACUUCAUUGAAAAUGCCAGGUUGAUGAUCUUUGAGUUGUUCUGCAGGAUCCAUCAGUGUAUCAGUAUAAAUAUGUUGGCUGAGAAGUUGAACAUGACCCCCAAGGAUGCUGAACGAUGGAUUGUGAAUCUCAUUCGGCAAGCCAAAUUAGAUGCAAAGAUAGAUUCCCAGCAAGGCCACGUAGUUAUGGGUACACAAGCAGUAUCGCCUUAUCAGCAGUUGAUAGAAAAGACAAAAACCCUAAGUUUCAGGACACAAAUGCUUGCCAUCAAUGUUGAGAAGAAAGCUACUGCUAGGUACAACGAGGGACCAAGCUGGGCUGUUCAGAGUUGAAAGUAAGAGACAUCUUUUAUCUAACAAAUCUUAUUAAAUAUUGGUGAAAAAAAGUAUUUCCUUGUAUUUGAUUACUGCAAUUUUAACAAAUAAAUUGAGUGACAAA
Messenger RNA from Macrobrachium nipponense, 1488 nucleotides. It is a transcript of the gene eIF3e, whose product is annotated as eukaryotic translation initiation factor 3 subunit E-B-like. The record is from RefSeq and is a predicted model, not a curated record. NCBI's taxonomy places the organism in Eukaryota, Metazoa, Arthropoda, Malacostraca, Decapoda, Palaemonidae. Gene Ontology annotation, biological process: translational initiation. The transcript has 9 exons. Gene Ontology annotation, cellular component: eukaryotic translation initiation factor 3 complex; nucleus; cytoplasm. Gene Ontology annotation, molecular function: translation initiation factor activity. The coding region runs from base 63 to 1382 and encodes 439 amino acids.